GUCUGCUGCUGGAAAUUGCAGUUAUAAGGAACUUAUUGAACAUCUCGGCUUGGACAAGAGUGACGUUCAGAUGACGUCCCUACGGCCUGUGCAUAACUGGACAACUCCUACCGUUGUUUUUAUGGACCUGCUUGUGACCUCCAUCACAGAAGUGAAUGAAAAAGCCCAGAGCAUCUCAACACAAAUCACAGUUAUAAAUGGUUGGAACAAUGAGUUCACAGUAUGGAACCGUGAUGACUUUUGUGGGAUCUUUCUCUGUUCAGUUAAAAAAGACAUGAUUUGGACUCCAGACAUCAGCAUAAUUGAAAGCAUCAAGACAGAGUUUGCAACAACAGAGAGUCAAUAUGUGCAGUUGCUGGAUCAAGGCAUUAUUGUCACAUCUAACACUUUAGCCCUGACCACGGCCUGCAAGAUGAAACUGGACCAGUUUCCCUUUGACGUCCAAAGCUGCAACUUUACCCUUCAGUCUCCAAUCCAUUCAAGCAGGGAGCUCAUGAUCAGACCUUUCUCUGACGCAUCAUUCCUGACCCUCAACUCCAAGAAGGCCUUUCAGACUCAGGGAGAGUGGGAACUCCUCAGUAUAAAUAUUUCUAUUGGCAAUGCCUCUACUCUAGGAGAAGACCAGGAUCAGCUGAUAUAUACGAUCACCAUGAAGAGGAAACCGUUCCUGUAUGUCAUUAACUUUCUGAUGCCAGUAUUUUACUUCCUUGUGCUGGAUUUGGCCUCCUUCUUCAUCGAUUCAAGUGGAGGAGAGAAGCUUAGUUUUAAAGUAACUUUGCUUCUGGCUAUUUCUGUGUUACUGCUGCUUCUUAAAGACAUGCUGCCCUCUACUGCCAAAGAUGUCCCACUGAUUGGCAUUUAUUGCGUUGUCAUCUUCACUCUCAUGGCCAUCAGUGUUCUGGAGGCUAUUUUUGUGAAUUUUCUGAUGGCUAAAGGAAAUCAGACAGUUUCAAUAGCACCAGUGGAAAGCACAUCUGCUCUUUCUGAUACCGUAAAGGACACAAAUGCCCAUUCAGACUCAAUUGCAGACCACAAUGAAGAGCGGCCGUACACUCUUAACGCUCUGAAGCAGAUCCUCAUGGAGUUUCAGGCUGUUGUUCAUCAAAACCAACAAGAGAGGAAACCCUUGUGCUGGACCAGAGUGGCAACAAUAAUAGAUGUUAUCUUCUUUAUUCUGUACAUAACCACUGUCAUUGUGUUUCUGGUGUUACUGUUCAAGGAUUGGUUCUCUAAGACUUGAGAACAAGCACCCUGCAAUAAAGCAAUAAAACCCCCAUGCAGAGAUGGGUGAAUAUCUGAAAACACUUACACAUCACUGUGUGUAUAUGCAUUUCUUUGAGCAAUUGAUGUUAUGCAUUUAUUAUUUCUGAAUUGGCUUCUAAUUGUCUAACUAUGUAAUUGGCAUGAUACAUUUUUACUUGAAAAAUAAAUUCUUGAUUUAUUCUGCA
This is a messenger RNA of Ctenopharyngodon idella (grass carp), 1448 nucleotides long. Its product is annotated as 5-hydroxytryptamine receptor 3A-like. Lineage: Eukaryota; Metazoa; Chordata; Actinopteri; Cypriniformes; Xenocyprididae. The record is from RefSeq and is a predicted model, not a curated record. The coding region runs from base 71 to 1240 and encodes 389 amino acids. Gene Ontology annotation, molecular function: transmembrane signaling receptor activity; extracellular ligand-gated monoatomic ion channel activity; neurotransmitter receptor activity. The transcript has 8 exons. Gene Ontology annotation, biological process: signal transduction; chemical synaptic transmission; monoatomic ion transmembrane transport. Gene Ontology annotation, cellular component: neuron projection; membrane; synapse.